Molecule: messenger RNA, 3708 nt
Organism: Lentinula edodes (shiitake mushroom)
Lineage: Eukaryota; Fungi; Basidiomycota; Agaricomycetes; Agaricales; Omphalotaceae
Product: RNA dependent RNA polymerase-domain-containing protein
Exons: 12
Coding region: 1-3708 (1235 amino acids)
Biological process (GO): siRNA processing
Cellular component (GO): nuclear RNA-directed RNA polymerase complex
Molecular function (GO): RNA-directed RNA polymerase activity
Source: RefSeq, a predicted model, not a curated record
AUGGAGAUAUACAUGCGUUAUAUCCCAUAUCAGGUCGAUAAAUGGGAGGUAAUUACUGCCCUUGCGAACAUUCUACAUAACAAUCCGUUCGAGCAACCUCGACCUGAUCGAAAGCUGAAUUUUACUGUUCAUCUUUUUUGCCACGACGGCGGAGCCGUUGGCAUCCAUAAUGGGACUGGGAUCUUGAGACUGCCUUUCAGGAAGAUAGGUGAACGGUUCUUGAAGCAUGUAAAACAAUAUCCGGUCAAGAUUCAUGGAAAGAAGAUCACAUUUGGGGACAAACACAGCACCCCGACAGAUCAGGAGACUGCAAUGCUGCAGAAAGCUCCAUGGGUUGAUCCAGAAAAAGAGAAAGAUCGAGAGUGGAGAGUGUUCGAGCUGGAGCAGGGUCCUGGCUUAAGAGUAGUCACCCUGCAAUUUGGUGUGCUCUUCCAGAAUCCAAAAGCUCGCCCAGGUGAAAGCAGAGCGUAUUCCAUUGAAUGGGAGAAGGAGUAUGCUUCUAAAGGUCAAGCUUGGCUAAAAUUUGAAUAUGAUCACAAGCUACUCAAAAUUGAGGUUGGUGACCGUCUCUCGGAAAAUUUUGGUUCAAAUAUUGUCCUUUACUUUGCGUCCAUCUCAAAAAUUGCGGUGGGGUAUGAAUAUGGGAAUGCUUUCAUCAUCUUUGACACAUACACCCCCCCGUUUUUUGAGGAAGCGGAUUUUUAUCGCACUACAAGUGGGAACGAACGUGACGACAAAAACAAUCUGCGCUUCAAGCGCCGAAUUGGAAGCGUCGAGCGUCAUGAAACGCAUGCUCGAGUGGCUCCCUUUGCUCAUACCCUCCGACUACUAUUGCCUAGUAACAACCAAAGCGAUGGUUCCGAUGUCAUUUCGAAAUUCCGCGAUUUGUGUAAGAUUGCACAAAUGGAGACGACUAUUCGACUAGCCAAAGUUGAAGCUGCGGGUUGGAAGUUCUUUUCAGUUGACAGACUUCGUGAAUGGGAUGCAUAUACUGCCAAAUGCGAUUGGCCUGUGGCAUUCCAGCUGGAGAGCCUACUACAUAAUGGAUUUCUACACACUAAGGAAAUAAUGGCAAUGGCGCCUCGCCUUGAGACACUGUGCAAGGAACAUGGCUCGGAUUAUGUGGGGGAGCUUUUACGCAGAUAUCCCCAGUCUCUGAGUGACCCAAACCGUCCUACCAAUGACACCCCCAUCCAAUGCUUGGAGCGUGCACUGGGCGAGUUCACCCGCUUCAAAGAAAAAAUACAUUCUUCUGGGAUUUUUUCAUGUUAUCGUGUCAUCGUUACGCCAACUCGUAUGAUCCUCGAAGGGCCAUAUGCAAGUGACUCCAAUCGAAUAGUUCGACAAUAUGCCGGCUAUGAAGACCAUUUUCUUCGCGUCGCCUUUUCUGACGAGAACCGUUUGCAACUUCGAUGGGAUCGUAAAUUCGAUGGGCGGUCCUUCCUCGAGGAGCGGAUUGGUGGAAUACUGAAAGGAUUCAAACUUGCGGGCCGGCGGUUUGAAUUUUUGGCUUACUCAAAUUCCUCGCUACGUGAACAUUCGGUAUGGUUCGUGAAUCCAUUCCGACACCAUGAUCCAAGUGUAGGUGAGGUUACCAGCCAGAAGAUUCGUGAUUCCAUUGGGGAUUUCAAAGUACCAGAAGAUACACCAAUAAAUCCUGAAAAACCACCAUUACUUUGGUGCCCAUCAAAAUGGGCAGCUCGAUUAGCUCAAGCCUUCACAGCUACUGAGAGUAGUGUAAAGAUUCAUAAAUGGGAAUGGGAAGUUGUUGCAGAUAUGGGACGAGAACCAUAUCUUUUCACGGAUGGAGUUGGGACCAUUUCUGAGAGCUUGGCAGAUGAAAUCUGGGCAGUGUUGUGUAAUGCUCGCUUGAAUCGAGGUGAACAUGCGGUCAAACCAUCUGCAUAUCAAAUCCGGUUCUUGGGAUUCAAAGGAAUCGUCGUCGUUGACAAGGAGCUCGACAAAAUCCCCGGAGGUAUCCGCAUGCGUCUGAGACCCUCCAUGCGUAAAUUCGAAAACAGCAAUGCAGAAGAGGCGGAUAUCGAGAUUGCAUUGGCAUUCGAAACCCCCAUGGCUGCAUACUUCAACAAGGCUCUAGUUAUGAUUCUCGAGGACCGCGGAGUCCCUCGCGAAACCUUCAUCCGCCUUCUUCGUGCUGCCGUCGCUGAUGCCCAACUUGUUGAUAAUUCGCUUUCCGAUUGCCACAAAUUUGUUGCUUCUCAUUCCUUCGGUAGAGCAUACUACCUACCAUGGAUCUUGGAGCAGCUUGCUGAGCGUGGAGCAGAAAUUGUCCAAUCGGGCUCAGGGUUAUCUAAAAAGAUUAACAUUGAUAGCAAAUUCCUGAAGGGACUCCGGAACAUUGCUCGAAUGCAGGCCUUGAAAGAAAUCAAGCACGAUGCUCGUAUACUCAUUCCUGACAGUUAUCUUCUUGUUGGUGUAGCUGAUGAAGGGCCUGCCUACGUAGCUGAUCCAUCGAAGCCCGAAUUUACGGACGAAUCAACGUAUUGCUUGGGUGAAAAUCACAUCUAUGCAUGUAUUCAGCGCCCCGAAGACGAGAAGCCUACCUGGAUAUCUGGUCCUUGCUUAAUAUGGAGGAGCCCACUCGUUCAUUUAGGAGAUGCUCAACGUGUCGAUGCUGUCGGGGAGCCUCCUGCUGAUAAACGAAAUCUUUUCGGUCACUUGAAAAACGUUGUGGUCAUGCCGAGUAAACGAUCGCUGGCGUCGUGUCUGGGUGGGGGUGAUCUGGAUGGUGACACAUUCACAGUGUCUACUUGCACCAGCAUUCUCCCCACGAUAGCUGCAGCUGCGGCUUCCUAUCCCCCCGGAACUGAUCUCAAUUUGGAAAGGAACAGUACAGUUGAGGACAUCCAUGAUUUUAUCAUAGAGUAUUUCAAUUCCGACGUCCUGGGUAUUUUGUCGGAUCGCCUCCUGGUUAUUGCUGGUGAGUCUUUUAGUAAAGGCUUCUUCGACCCAGACUGUGUAAAGCUUGCAACACUAUGCUCCCAAGCCGUUGAUUACCCUAAAAAAGGCGUCCGUGUGGAUAUCAGUGGCAACAAAUUACCUCGUUCACUCAUCCGGGCCAAACCUGACUGGCACGCAGCUGAAGUGAUAGACCCCAGGAAAUCUGACUACUACGAAUCUACCAGAGCUCUGGGGUAUAUGUAUCGUGAAAUCAAACCAGAGGAUAUCACUCUGCCAGCAGACUUGUCGAACUCAAAAAAACCACCAGAGUUCCGAACAGAGGCGAUCACCCAACUUUUGCAAGACAGUGUUUUGCAAUAUCUUCCUUUUUUUGAUGAAGAUCGCAAGGAGAAUGACAUUGAUCUUCUUUUCAGAAACUAUAUUGACAACCUACGCUACAUAUCUGCAAUACACACGCUGUCUGAUGAUGCAUCCGUGCGUUUGACAGAGCAAGAGAUAGUGCUCGGAGUCAUCCUGGCAAAUUGUUCUGAAAAGCGAUGGAGGCGUGAACGGAUGUAUCGUAUGCGGACACACACUUCUAGUUUGGUCAAACAAACCAAGUUGGGAUUCCAGCCUUCGAAUCGCCAAGGUGAUAUUAUCGAGGACAAGGAUGGUCUUCUUUAUGUGCUGGAAAAGGCGUGGUGUGCUUGGAUUAGUCAACAAGAUAAUGUCUUUGGGGUGAACAGCUUCAGACUGAUAGCUCUUGGAAGCGUCCUUGAUUGCUUGGAGAAGUUGAAAUCACUGUAA